Molecule: messenger RNA, 2565 nt
Organism: Erythranthe guttata (spotted monkey flower)
Lineage: Eukaryota; Viridiplantae; Streptophyta; Magnoliopsida; Lamiales; Phrymaceae
Product: U-box domain-containing protein 1
Biological process (GO): protein ubiquitination; cell surface receptor signaling pathway
Molecular function (GO): protein binding; ubiquitin-protein transferase activity
Source: RefSeq, a predicted model, not a curated record
CAUCUUCAUCUACACAUUAAACAGUACAAACACAAACAGUCAAAAAUCCAUCACAUUAUUUUAACAUUUUUUUUUCUCGCAAAAUUCGACGAACAUUUCUCCAACUAACAAAACAUCAAUUCAUGCAGCAACGAAAAAAAAAAAUAAUAAUAAUAAUAAUAUAAAGUGCAAACCCAUGGAUGAAGUUCCACUUCCACAACCUCUAAUAAUGGUCUCCUCAGGGUUUCUCCCAGCAGCCACAUUGCUGGAAUCGUUAAUCCACACCUCGAACGAAAUCACGAAAACGGAGAAAGCGUCUUUUGUGCAGACUAAAAACAUUUCGAAAAUGACGAGAAGGAUCAGACUCCUUUCUUCGCUGUUCGAAGAGAUUCAAGAAACGGACACGCCACUUCCAUCGUCAUCAGUCUUGUGCCUAACGGAACUCGCCUCCGUCCUACAACGAUCGAAGAUUCUGAUGGAGAGUUGCAGAGAAGGGAGCCUCCUCUGGAAUCUCAUGCAAACGGAAUGUAUCGCAAAUCAAUUUUACGCAGCCGCAAAAGAGAUGGCGAGAGCACUCGAUAUUUUACCGUUAAGCUUGCUUAACUUGACAGCAGAUACCAAAGAGCAAAUCGAGCUCCUCCACAGACAAGCAAAAAGCGUCCAAUUAUUCAUCGAUCAAAUGGAGAUUCAACGAAGGGACGAAAUUGUCCAACUAAUGGCCGUCACCGUCAACAAUGAAAGAAAUAGAAAGAAUAAAGGUUCCGUUGAUUUCAGAAGAAUUAGAGAUAUGUUGAGCAGUCUCGGUCUCAGAAGCCCAAUGGAGUUUGAAGAAGAGAUUUCUAAGCUAUGGGGGGAAGCUGAGAAGCAAGCAGGCACAGGUGGGCUUAUCGUGGUCUCUAAUAUCAACAAUCUUAUAUCUUUCGUUUCUCUAUCGAAAAUGGCAAUUUUCAGCGAGGAUGAAAAUUCGAAAACUCAUGAGGACUUGAAGAAGCGUAAAUUACCGACGAACACCGUCCAUGAUCACUCGUUCUCUCAUAUACCAGAUGAUUUCCGGUGCCCAAUUUCAUUGGAUCUAAUGAACGACCCUGUCAUCGUAGCAUCAGGUCAUACUUACGAUAGAAACUCCAUCGCCCACUGGAUAAACACAGGUCACCACACAUGCCCAAAGAGUGGGCAAAGGUUGAUACACAUGGCUCUCAUACCAAACUAUGCAUUGAGAAGUGUGAUACAGCAGUGGGGCCAGGAGAACAACGUUCCGAUUGUGGGGUCCACAUCCUCUAAUCUAGAAAAGACCAACACCAGCAAGAAAAGAUACGUUGAUCAUAUUUCAGCAACUAAAGCCGUUGCCGAUGCAGUAAAACUGACGGCGGAGUUUCUGGUGGGGAAACUAGCAACGGGUUCACCGGAUAUACAAAGACAGGCGGCGUACGAGCUACGCCUGCUCGCGAAAACGGGAAUGGACAACCGGAGAAUAAUCGCUGAGGUGGGCGCAAUCCCGUUUCUGCUGACUCUGCUCGGGUCUCACGAUUCAAGAAUCCAGGAAAAUGCGGUCACCGCUUUGCUCAAUCUAUCCAUAUACGAAAACAACAAAAUCUUGAUUAUGGCUGCCGGCGCACUUGACAACGUUGUGGAUGUCUUACUAUCGGGGCUAACAAUGGAGGCGAAGGAAAAUGCGGCUGCAGCAAUCUUCAGCCUGUCACUAAUCGACGACCACAAGAUUAUCAUCGGUGCUCAUCCGAGGGCCAUUACAGCUCUAGUGGGGCUACUAGGAGAAGGGACAAGGGCCGGUAAAAGAGAUGCUGCAACUGCACUAUUCAAUCUUGCGGUGUUUAAUGUUAACAGAGGAAAGGUUAUUACAGCAGGAGCGAUUCCUCUGCUUAUUGGCCUUUUGACGGAUGACAAGGCGGGGAUUACUGAUGAUGCUUUAGCUAUGCUUGCACUUCUUUUGGGAUGUUCGCAAGGUCUUGAAGAGAUAAGGAAGAGCAGGGUUUUGGUGUCCCUUCUUAUUGAUCUUUUGAGAUUUGGAUCUUCUAAGGGGAAGGAGAAUUCGAUUACUCUGCUUUUGGGGCUUUGUAAGGAUGGCGGAGAGGAAGUUGCGAGAAAGCUGUUGAUGAAUCCGCGGAGUAUUCCUUCUCUGCAGAGCUUGGUCACUGAUGGGUCGUUAAAAGCUCGACGAAAAGCUGAUGCUCUGCUCAGAAUACUGAAUAGAUGCUGCUCAUGAAUCACAAUGUAGUGUAUAAUGGCGCAGUGUUAAAAAUUUGAUAUUCUAACAGAAUGUAUAAGUCAUACCGAAAAUGUCCAUUUCAUACUACUAUAUUCUACAUUGCCCUUAUCCCAUUGAAGGAUAGUAUUGUAAGUUGUAACUAAGUGAAGAACUUGAAAAUUGAUAUACUGAAACGAUUUCGAAAAUGCCCUGCAUUCGAUAAUAUACAUCUGAAAAGAUUUACCAUGAAGAUCUGGUUAAUGCAAAGAGUCGAGCAAAAAUUCAAGUGAGGCUCACUGAGUUACACAUAAUUGAGAUUGUUAUCAUAUUUCAAUUCAAGGUACGGAACUGGUAAAAUUGAUAAUGUUAUGAAUACCUGUUCA